Molecule: messenger RNA, 1825 nt
Organism: Myxocyprinus asiaticus (Chinese sucker)
Lineage: Eukaryota; Metazoa; Chordata; Actinopteri; Cypriniformes; Catostomidae
Product: ataxin-3-like
Exons: 11
Coding region: 25-981 (318 amino acids)
Biological process (GO): protein deubiquitination
Cellular component (GO): nucleus
Molecular function (GO): cysteine-type deubiquitinase activity
Source: RefSeq, a predicted model, not a curated record
CUUCCGUCACUCACACUUCCAAACAUGGAGGCAAUUUUCCACGAGAAACAGGAAGGGUCCUUGUGUGCGCAGCACUGCCUGAAUAACCUCCUGCAGGGUGAGUACUUCAGUCCGGUGGAGCUGUCGUCCAUCGCUCAACAAUUGGAUGAAGAAGAGCGCAUGAGAAUGGCAGAAGGAGGUGUUCAGAGUGAGGAGUACAGGACCUUUCUGCAGCAACCGUCAGGGAACAUGGAUGACAGCGGCUUCUUCUCAAUUCAAGUGAUCAGUAACGCUCUGGGUGUUUGGGGUUUGGAAAUCGUUCUGUUCAACAGCCGAGAAUACCAGCAGUUACGAAUAGAUCCCAUAAACGAGAAGGCGUUUAUAUGUAACUAUAAGGAGCACUGGUUUACAGUGCGGAAACUGGGCCAGCAGUGGUUUAAUCUGAACUCGCUGUUAACCGGACCAGAGCUCAUAUCAGACACGUAUCUGGCACUGUUCUUAGCACAACUACAGCAGGAAGGAUAUUCUAUAUUUGUGAUUCGUGGGAAUCUGCCGGACUGUGAAGCGGAUCAGACUUUGCGGAUCAUGCGAGUGGAGCAGCAGCAGAGGCCGAAACUCAUCGGAGAAGAUGAGGCUCAGAGGGUGUCCGUGCAGCAGGUAUUAGACACCACACACACUACAGAUGAAGGCGUGCUGGACGAGGAUGAGGAGGAGUUGAGGAAGGCUCUGGCUCUCAGUAGACAGCAUAUGGAGGUGGAAGAUGAAGAAGCAGAUCUGCGCAGAGCCAUUCAACUCAGCAUGCAGGGCAGUGUUAGUCCCAGAAGCCCCAGUGAGACAGCUGGCUCAUCACAUGACACGUCGAGCAGUGAGACACUGACUGCAGAAGAGCUGCGGCGGAGGAGACAGGUGUACUUUGACAGGCAACAGCUCCCUCAUUCUGCUGCUCAUGACUGUCAAAGUGCUGGUGGAUUGAAGGACAGCGGGACCAAACCUGACCAGUGAUGAUGUCACAUGACUGAACCUGUUCAAACUCUCUCUGAGUCUCGAUGGACUCCUGGACUUAAGUUGACCUCACGUGACCUCUGUCAGGGGGUGAGCGUUACAUUCCAAACACGUCUCGUUUGGCCUUCAGUGUGUUUCAUCAGUUAUCUUUCAUCCCCUCGUGAUGUGCAGUGUAACGACAGCUGCACACAGACAGGAAGUGGCUCACAUAAGGAGGAAGUUCUAUAGCUGACGUCACUCAGUUUGGGACCAUUGAGGGUUUUUUUUAUUCUUGUCUGUGGACUGUAGUGAAUUCCCCGUCUUUACCAGCAUUACACGCGACUGCACCAGGAUCUGAUGUUAUUUCUAAUCCGCUUCACUCUCUGUUUGACUGGCCACAUUUAACGGACUACAGAGAGAACACAUGACUGCACUCGUACAGGAUGUGUACAGCUGAGUCUGACAACAGGAUUCCUUUGCGUCAUCGUGUGUCUGUUGUUCAUGGAGAUCAGCAUGAAAAUAAGGGCUCACAGAUCGUGUACAGGCGAGAUGACUUCACACUUAAUAAUGCACUUAAAUAUAGUAAAUAAAACUGAUAAUCUAAAAUAAUGAUGACUUUGUAUAAUCAUAUGAGUGUCCAGUGCACAUUGGGAAAUGAAAUCUGUUUUUGUGUCAUUCAGUUGUUCACUGUGCUAGACUGCAGCGGUGUUGUGAUUUUUCAUGAUUUUCAUUGAUUUGAGUUGUUUGCUGGCAGAUCAGCAGCAGCUUUUUAAACUCAUUUGACUCGAGUGAUUUAUUAUUCACUUCCAUUCACAGUUGUUGAUAUUUUCUGUUUCUUUAAUAAAUCUGUUUAUCUCUCCCUUGA